UUCUAGAUGGUUUUUUUAAUUGUCAAUUCAUAAAUUGUCUAUGAUAUAUUUUCAUCUACUUUGUUGGAAUCGCAAUAUUUAAUUGGUUUUUCAUCCUGGAGCCUGAGAAGUUGAACUGUUAAAUAAUUUAAUUGGAAAGAAAUGUGAUUCGUCUAGCAAAAUACAUAACAAGAAUUUCAACUCUUGUCAACUGGAAAGUUUCUCAUCAACUGAUUGUUUACAUUUUUAUUUUCUCAGUUUCUGUAUUUUACAGUAAACUUUGACUUUGUUAUUACCAAAUUGGACUACUUCAUAAUCUUGAAUAAUCAACUAUGGCUGCUUCACCAUCAACCCCACAAGCAGAUAAAUCUGUUUUAGAUUAUCUUGGUACAAUUGGUCGUCGGAAGAAAAUUAAGGAAGGAUUAGAAGUUGAAGAACUCGAAAAGGAAGGUAAAGAUGCCAUUGAUGGACCAACGUUGAGUCCAGCCAUUGAAAAUGGACCAGAGGAAUACAUUUUGGGUGAAUAUGAAGAAAGAACCAUGUUGGAACCUUCUUUCAAUCACAACCGUGAAUAUCAGGAGCUAUUGAAAAUUCUGGUUAAUUGGAUCAACGAUGAGCUUGUAGAUGAAAGGAUAAUUGUAAAAUCUUUACCUAAUGAUCUUUAUGAUGGACAAAUUUUAGGCAAACUGGUUGAAAAACUUAGUGGCCAAAAAUUGGAUGUGAUUGAGGUUACUCAAAAUGAGGAUUUACAAAAAUACAAAUUGAGAGUUGUUUUGGAAACUGCUAAUCGUCACUUGGGUUUACAAUCAAAAUGGGUUAACAGCAAAUGGAGUGUUGAUGGAAUACAUGAUAAAAAUCCAGUUGAAAUUAUUCAUCUUUUAGUUGCUCUGAUUCGUCAUUAUCGAGCUCCAAUAAAGCUUCCUGAAAAUGUUUCCGUUCGCGUUGUCGUCGUCCAGAAACGAGAAGGCCAAUUACAUACUCGAACAGUUACUGAACAAUUAACUGGAUCAUUUGAUGAACUUGGCAUGAGAGUUGAACCCAGAGAUGCCUUUGAUACUCUAUUUGAUCAUGCUCCAGAUAAAUUACAAAUUGUUAAACGAUCGCUUGUUAACUUUGUUAAUCGCCAAUUAAAUUCAAUCAACAUUGAAUGUUUCUCAGGUCCGACUGGUUCCGAUUUGGAUGCAAAUCAAUUCAGCGACGGGUUACUUUUAAUUUUUUUGAUGGGCACAUUAGAAGGCUAUUUCGUUCCGUUGGGUAACAUUUAUACAACAUCCGAUGUUGAUCCAUUGGCUGAUAAUUUGAUUGGUAAAGAAACUGCCUUAUCAUUUCAUAAUUACAUUAAUUGUUCACCCAUCAACAAGCUGCACAAUGUCAACGUAGCUUUUCAGUUAAUGGAAGAUGCUGGUGUUUAUGUUAAAAGCAAAGUUCGGGCUGAAGAUAUUGUCAAUGCUGACCUGAAAUCCGUCCUUCGAGUAUUGUACACAAUAUUUGAUAAAUACAAGCAUCACUAAAUUGAACCUGAAAAUUUUUGGCCUAAAAUCCAGCAACAUUCAAUACUAAAUGAUCAAUUAUCUAAAGUCUAAUUUGGAUUCAAUUAAACUAACCUUUAUGAUUGCCAAUUAUUUUUCUUUGUCUUCUCCUUGGAUGAUUAACAAAACCAGCUUAAAGGUACACAUUUAAUUUAAACAUUUUAUUUACUGUAUUUUUGCCUGUCCACAAAUCUUACCGUCACUAUUGAUUAAGUUAUUGUUACUAAAUGGAAAGUACACCAUUAAUUGUUGAUGAAAUUAUUGUUAAUAUCAAUUAAUAUUAUUAAUAAUUAGUUUCUAUCUUAAAUAUGAGAACAA
Messenger RNA from Tetranychus urticae (two-spotted spider mite), 1826 nucleotides. It is a transcript of the gene parvin, whose product is annotated as beta-parvin. Gene Ontology annotation, cellular component: actin cytoskeleton; cytoplasm; focal adhesion. Gene Ontology annotation, biological process: substrate adhesion-dependent cell spreading; establishment or maintenance of cell polarity regulating cell shape; cell projection assembly. Gene Ontology annotation, molecular function: actin binding. NCBI's taxonomy places the organism in Eukaryota, Metazoa, Arthropoda, Arachnida, Trombidiformes, Tetranychidae. The record is from RefSeq and is a predicted model, not a curated record.